Messenger RNA from Sesamum indicum (sesame), 1727 nucleotides. RefSeq names its product FAD synthetase 1, chloroplastic. The record is from RefSeq and is a predicted model, not a curated record. Gene Ontology annotation, biological process: riboflavin biosynthetic process; FAD biosynthetic process. Lineage: Eukaryota; Viridiplantae; Streptophyta; Magnoliopsida; Lamiales; Pedaliaceae. Gene Ontology annotation, molecular function: FMN adenylyltransferase activity. Gene Ontology annotation, cellular component: chloroplast.
CAAAAAGUAAAGCUGGAGAAGAAGGUCAAGAGAUUUCUUUUCUACAAAAUUGAACGAGGUGGAGAUCGAAACAUUCCCAAAGCAAUGGGUGAAUGAUCUUCGUUUCGCCCAUCUGUAAAACCUCCUGCAGUAGGCUACGAAACAACAAUGGGCUUUUCGGGGAAGGUCUCUAAACAUAUAGGACUCCUUGUAUAACAAACUGCUCCUUUAUUGUGUCAAUUGAUUGACCCAUUCGAGAAUGAUGAUCAGUGGCCAUCGCAUUUCACAGCAGUUGCGAGAGUACAACCCUUGCCAAUUAGGGAUUUGCAGUUUCAACGGCAACAAGCAUUGUUGGUUAUAUUACGAUAAAGCUCCAGCCGGGCCGCCGCCGCCUCGUAGAUUCCCUUUCUGUUUUAGGUGCACACCUUCCUCGAAAAGGUUCUCGAGAUUCCAGUUAUUGGGCACCAGUUCUUCGUGUUCAUCUUCUUCUUCGCCUGUUGCCAAUGAUAACGACGACAUAACUGGAGUCUCAUUCGUUAAUAACGAAAAUUGCCGGCAAGACACCUCUGCGGCUCCUGUUCUCUCGGGGUCUUUGAGCCCAGUUGAAAAUGGUUGGCAUCCUCCAUCUGAAGGACUGUCCUCGGUGGCAGGAGGGGUAGUAGCACUGGGAAAGUUUGAUGCCCUUCACAUUGGUCAUCGGGAACUUGUAAUCCAAGCAGCAAAGAUAGGAGUUCCAUUUCUGUUAUCUUUUGUCGGUAUGGCAGAGAUACUUGGGUGGGAACCUAGGGCUCCUAUAGUUCCUAAAUGUGAUCGGAAGCGGAUCCUCUCCUUAUGGGCUCCAUUGUGUGGUAAUGUUGUACCUAAGGAAUUCCAUGUUGAGUUUUCAAAAGUUCGACAUCUCACUCCUAAGCAAUUUGUUGAGAAGUUGUCAGAGGAGCUUGGAGUUCGUGGUGUUGUGGCAGGUCAAAACUACAGGUUUGGAUAUAAAGCUGCUGGUGAUGUAUCUGAUCUGAUGCGACUGUGCGAAGAGUAUGGCAUGAAGGCUUGUAUAAUAAAUUCUGUCAUGGAUAAGAACCAAGAGUUUGUAACCACAGCUUCUAGCAAUUCAAAGGAGCAAGGGCAAGUAUCAUCAACUCGUGUUCGUUAUGCACUUGCCAAUGGAGACAUGAAAUAUGUGUCAGAGCUGUUGGGACGCCACCAUCGCCUGAUACUAAUGGUUAAGGACAAGAAAGAAAAGUUUUUUAGAGAUAGAAAAAGGCUAUCAGCUUCGAGGUCUUGUUUGUUGAAUCUUCCACCGAGAGAAGGUCUCUAUAGAAAUUGUUCUCUCGUGAUUGGUGACGAGAAUGUGGUACCGUGCAGAGUCACUAUCGAUACGACGGAUAUUCAUUUGGAAUGGGAUGAAUUAGAUCCUCAUAUAAAUCUUACUGCUCAAAACUUAGAGUUAUUGGGUAUCGACUUCGGUGACUCCGAUGUUUAACGCUGUUUAGUUUUUUCAUCUGGUUUCUUUUGCAUUAUCAUUUCUUGGAUGACUAUGUUCUUUUUGUCCUUUUACCAGUAGAAGUCAUCCUAUGCAGAAGCAAGGAUCAGUUUUUUUUCUUUUCUUCUUUUUCCGAAACGAAGCGACGAUCAGUUUUGUUUCUUAACUUGUUAAUAAUAGCAUAGCACAUUUAGUUACCAACUUGUAUAUUGUUUCUCCUCCUCCUCCUUUUGCUCUAUCUUUCACUUUAAAUCCAAAAAAGUUGUUCUUA